CAUUUCAACUGUUUUGGGUUUUGAUGUGGUCCCUACCACGGAAAAAAUAAUAUAUACCCGUCACAUUGUUUCUUAAAAGUGUGGAACAAUUAGAUAUUGACAUCAUGACUUUAAAACUAUGUCUGCGAUUGGAAGUUGCCUCAUUUUGGCCAUUAACAGAAAUUUCAAAGACUUUUUCGUGAUGCAGGAUGUACAUCACUUCAGCUACUGAUAAUUAGAUAAAUUACAUAGUGAGGGGAAAUUUACAAGUAAAACGUCAAAAUGUCGAUGUCUGAGGCCAUGCUGUCGGAGAAUUCUAUUAUAUCUCCCAUUGAACAGCAAGGGAACUUCUUCAUCAUGGACUCUGAACAGUUGGUGUCCAAUCCGCUUCAAGAAAUGCAAAAUGAAGCCAUGGAUAACCAAAAGAAAUCCUCCCUUACUGAGAGACUGGUCAGUGUCAAAAACAAUGUCUGUGAGAAGCACUUCUUAAUGAAAGCUGACAAAAUCAACAAGGAGCUCUCACAUUCCAUGAAAAAGAUUCAUGACAAUUCAAGCGAACUUCGAUACCAAAUCAAGCUAUAUGAUAUCAACAAACGGAAAAUUGAUUUAGAGACUAGGCAGCGCAUACAGCCUAGGAGGGAUUUUUCAUAUGAUGCAUUCCAAAUUCAAAAUUCUGAGAAACGACUUGGUGUGUUGAGUGAUUGUUAUUACUUGGAGAAAAAACAGAAAUUCCCGAUUCGUGGCCGGAAUAUGAAUGAUCUAAAUGCUACCCCGACUGUGUCGAGAGCUCGGAAUAUGUUACGUCAGCAGGAAAAGGAGGAUCGAGAGGAUGAAUUGAGCUCUUUAGCUAAGAUAAGACAGUCAACCCCUGGAACUUUUUCACUCAGCUCCAACAGAGCUUCAAUUUAUCAGAGAAGAGGGUCAAAAUCUGCGCCUGCUUCAAAAAUGUCUGCUUCUGUUCGAGAAACAUUAAACAGUCAAUCAAACAGUCAAGAUGGAGAUUCAGCUAAGCUUCCUUCUAUUGAAAGACAGAAGACAAAGGACUCUCAUGUUAAAUUCACCGAAAAUGUGCGAACCUCCACCCCAAAUAAACUUAUUAGACCUCUCACACAUGGUCCCCGAAUAACUCGUCGGCUCAAUGCCUGGGACAGUGACGAUGAAGAUGAUUUCGGAUCAACAGACUACAUCAAUCUUCGACAGCUUCUAUUUGGUGCUGAAAACAAGACCAUAUCUAAUGGAUCCAGUGGAACUCCACGAACACUAACUCGGGAAAGCUCGAGAUCUGUGCCAAACUUACGACGAACAAAUGCUCCCAAAAUGACUCAAGAAAUGCUUAUAGCAGAGCGGAAAGAGAUUGACAAGAAAAUCAGCAAGUUCUUUGAGAGCUUGGAGUACGAAGAUGAUAGUGAGGAGAGCGAGGAAGAGCCGGAACCAGAUCCUAAAAAACUGACGGUGCCAGCAGUGGCAAAGGCCGCCGCACUCCUCAACAUCUUCUCCAAAACUGCUCAGGUGGAGGAAAAUCCGUUCCUUAGGGCCAAGAUUGAACGAGAAAGUAGGGAAGUUCACAAAAACGAUGCUGCAAGAUCCACGAGUUCUCGUUCUACAUACUCUAAUAGAUCAGCUAAGGAGGAUAGAUCUCAGAAGAAGAAUCUGUGGAAGUUCAUUAAGACCAACAUGAACAACGGCAAGGUCAAACGCUGCAGCACACCCAGCAAGAUCAUCCUUCAGCAGAUGACACGCUUAGACCUGAGUCAAAAUGAUGUUUCUAAAGUGCCUCUUCAUUCUGCUGGACGAGCUCUCAGGCACACGCCCACAUUUAAGAUGAGGAAAGUUGUCGAAAAGCUGAUGAAGAGUCGGACGAAGUUCCAACAGCAGGAGGUGGACUUAUUACGACAGCAGUUAGAACAGGGUGAAAAUAUCUCCGAGGUUCCAUCGCAGGCGGUUCCAACGGUGCAAUCAUUAGUUAUGUAGGAAUUAAAAAAAAACACUUUUCUGAUGAAAAAAGGAAUGGGAUUAUUAAGAUUCAUGUAUAAAUAAAAUUCAUAUGGAAUCUUUGUUACAUUUUGUGGAAUUCUGUGGAUUAAUGAAUAUGAGAGCAAUGACUGUAGUCUGAAUGAAUUUCUUAUGACAGUGGGUGGCUUUGCCAAAAGUUGUGAGUGUUUGAAUUCUAGGAAUAUCUAUUUGGGAUGUAACACAAAAUCAUUGUAUCAGGGCAAAAAAUUGGUGUAUGUUUCCUACAGCUGAUUGGUUUAAUCUAGAGUUACUUUAUAAAAAAAAUGGCAGACAGAAAGUACUUCCAUUCUUUUUAUUCAAUUUUCAAAUAGUAAGGAUAAUAUUGUGUAUCUAGUUAAAUUUCCAUCUCAUGUAUUAUCUUUAUGAAUGGGCACAAAAGGAACCACAUAUUGUGUACAAUUACAUAAAUCUAAUCGUAAUUUUAAUAAUGUAAUAUGCAGUAUACAAUAUGUAAUAUACAUUUUAUGUUACCAUAUCAUUAAUUUGAUACCGUAUAGUAAAAAUUUUAGUGAUGAUUUAAUUUAGCAUUAUUAGCAAGAGUGAUGAGAUCACUAAAAUUGAAUAUCGCUAAAAAUUUAUUCCAACUUGGAAGCAGUAGUUAUUUUUCAUGGAAUUAUAGUUCCUAAAAUUAGCUCUUGCUAAUAUAUAUACCCAUUUUUGUGGAAAAAUUGCUAAAUUUGUGUCUCGCUAAAAAUUCCACACAUACGGUAUAUAUUAUGUAUAUGUGUGUAUGGAGAUUUUCUAAAAGUAAGAUUUCUUAUUCCAAUAGUUGCUAAUAGGUUUAUAUAGUGUUUCAUAUGUCAUAAAAAUAUCACCGCACACCUAGCGUGCUAAGAUAAGUUUGACAAGUCCUACAGUUUGGCAUUAAAUGCUAGUCUGUGUCUGUAUAGUGCUCAUUGCUUGGUUCUGUGUACAAAGACUCUGUUUCUAUCAUCUAUAUAUCUGUGUAUCAAUUUGCUGACUGUGAUAUAAAAUAUUCAUAAUAAAAAGUUGUAAACUUAUAA
Molecule: messenger RNA, 2996 nt
Organism: Ostrea edulis (European flat oyster)
Lineage: Eukaryota; Metazoa; Mollusca; Bivalvia; Ostreida; Ostreidae
Exons: 2
Coding region: 262-1950 (562 amino acids)
Source: RefSeq, a predicted model, not a curated record